Molecule: messenger RNA, 1597 nt
Organism: Portunus trituberculatus (swimming crab)
Lineage: Eukaryota; Metazoa; Arthropoda; Malacostraca; Decapoda; Portunidae
Product: putative nuclease HARBI1
Exons: 1
Coding region: 506-1366 (286 amino acids)
Source: RefSeq, a predicted model, not a curated record
CAGGUACCAUGGCUGCAUUAGAAGAAAUCAUAGAUGAAGAAAUGUAUGAAAUGGAAGAAUUGCGACGAGUGAGGAUUCCACGCAUUGUACCUAAAGAUCGCAGUGACCCAUUUCAUUAUCUUUCUGGUGAAGAAUUCCUUGCGCAUUUUCGUCUGCCAAAGGAUGCUGUACGAGACCUCAUUGAAGAAGUUAGGCCACAGGUACGGAACAGUAACUAUUUACUUAAGUAUAUAUGUGGAUGGUGAUAUUGCUAUAGAAUAUUUUACAAUACUUAUUGAUUCAAGACCUGGGAAACCAUCGUCUGUAUUUCUUUCCACAACUCUGUCAUCCUUUUUCAUGUGGAGUGAAUUGGGAAAUUUAAGGUUCUUCCCCACUUUUUCUAGUCUUUCUUACUUACGGAGCGAAGGGGCCUGGGGAUCCCCUCCUCUGUAUUUUCCUCAUAAAUAGACUAGGCACAACGCAGAGGGAGAGGGAGUAUAUAACUCCUUCUUAAGUCCCUUGGUACAUGUUUGCAUGUCUUUCCACAGGAUGUGACAUUCCUCUGCAUUUGAAGAUGCUAGUUACCUUGCGGUACCUAGCUACGGGAAGUUUUCUUCUUACGGUAGCUUACAUAAUGGAUAUUGCAAAAUCAUCAGCAUGCAGGGCUGUUGGAGAGGUGGUUCAACUUAUUGCUUUCCUGGCACCAGACUACAUCAAAUUCCCACAGCCAGAAGAAGCACGUCAGAUGGCCUCAAAGUUCUAUGAUAUUGCUGGUAUGCCAGGUGUAUUGGGGUGUAUAGAUUGUACACAUAUUCCAAUACAAAGUCCAGGUGGGAACAACGUUGAAAUGUAUAGAUGUCGAAAGGGGGUUUACUCAUUAAAUGUCCAAGGUAUAUGUGAUUCAGAACUCAAAUUUAUGCAUGUUGUUGCAAGUUGGCCUGGCAGCAUACAUGACUCAAGAAUAUUUUCUAAUUGUCGUAUCUGUCAUCUUCUAGAUCAAGGAGAUUACAGGGGUUUAUAUUUGUUAGGGAAUAGUGGGUAUCCGAGUCGGGAAUAUUUACAGACUCCACUUCUACCUCCAAGAACUGAAAAGCAUAGGAGGUAUAAUGUAGCUCAUAUACAAACACGGAACUGUAUUGAGAGGGCAUUCGGUGUACUGAAAAGAAGAUUUGCAUGCUUAAGCAUACCCCUGCGAACCAAACUUCCCAAUACAAAAAGAAUUGUGAUGGCAUGUGCUGUUUUGCAUAACAUUGCUAUUUCAAGAAGAGUGGACAUUUUAGAUGUUGAGGUUGAGGUACAGGAAGUAGUUGAUUUAUUGGAGGAUGAAGAUGAACAUGAACUGGAUGCCACACAAGUUAGGGAAUCAUUAAUUCAAAGAUGGUUCUGAGGGCCAGUUUCAAGAACUUUUCCCUGUGUAACCGAUUGGGCUCCAGUGUAAUAAUACUUUUUCUUUUCUAGUUCUUGCUUGAUAGGAUUAACACUUUAAGUGUAAAUAAGAAUAUAUAUAAGGUUCCAAAAGGUAAAGAAAGGAAAAUUAUAUAUAAGAUCUUAUGGUGUAUAAUGUAGGUAUUGCAAAGUACAAAUAGUAUGUAAGAAUGAAUAAACUUAACCAUCUACU